AUGUACAAUACCGCAGUUACUACAGCGACAGUAAACACAUCCACAGGUCAUCGUGAUUAUGUUUUCUUGCCAACUGCAAGAGUCAAAAUAACUGCAGCUGAUGGAAAUACGAGUGAAGUCCGAGCAUUACUAGACUCUGGUUCACAAGUGAACAAAGUCUCUGAGCGUCUUGUCAAAAGGCUCAAUAUAUCAAAAACGAAAUCGUUAUUGUGCAUAGAAGGUAUAGAAAAGGUGCAGAAAAAUUCAACGCAGCGAGUUAACAUCAAACUGCAAUCCCUUAACUCGAGGUUUACCACAGAUGUCGAAACGUUUGUUCUUCCAAAUAUAGUUCCACCUCAACCAAAUUUCAACUACGAUAUUUCCAAAAGUAAAGUCCCGAACAGCAUUCAGUUAGCAUUAACAUUUUUCCAACAAGGAAAAAUUGAUAUUUUACUCGGUGCAGAGUUCUAUUUCAGUCUGUUAAAAAAAGAUAAAAUCUCGCUUGCUCCUGGCCUUCCAGUCUUGCAAAAUUCUACACCUGGGUGCAUUGUUAGUGGCAAGGUUGCAUCAAAUACAGACACAUUAAACGUUUUAUGUGCAGUUUUUGACGGUAGGGUGGAGGCUGUUGAUAAUAAUUCAUCGUUAGAAGAUACAAUUGAGCGGUUACGGCGAAUGGAUGAGGUGAACACAACAGAGAGGAUAUUAUCCAAAGAAGAAAAAUUAUGCGAAUCUCAUUUUGCUCAUACAAAUAAAGAAGGACGUUUUGUGGUAAGGUUGCCGUUUCUGGAAAACUCAUGGACGUUAGGGGAAUCUCAAGAAACAGCUUGGGGAAGGUUCGUUAGUCCUGAACGACGACUAGCAAAAAAUGAUGUGUUGCGGAAACAAUAUGUGAAGUUUAUGGAAGAGUAUGAGCUGGAUUCCAUGUUGACCCCAAAAUAUUUCAUUCCUCAUCAUUGUGUACUAAAACCAGAUAGUACCACUAUCAAACUUCGAGUGGUGUUUGAUGCAUCAGCUAAAACUACAUCUGGACACUCGUUGAAUGAUUUAAUGUAUAACGGACCGACAGUUCAAAGCGAACUCUUUUCAAUUUUGCUCCGUUUUAGGCGACCACAGUUUGUUUUCACCACAGAUAUCGAAAAAACGUAUCUUUAA
This is a messenger RNA of Teleopsis dalmanni, 1131 nucleotides long. RefSeq lists its product as uncharacterized. The record is from RefSeq and is a predicted model, not a curated record. The transcript has a single exon. Bases 1 to 1131 code for a protein of 376 amino acids. NCBI's taxonomy places the organism in Eukaryota, Metazoa, Arthropoda, Insecta, Diptera, Diopsidae.